This is a messenger RNA of Linum tenue, 1979 nucleotides long. Lineage: Eukaryota; Viridiplantae; Streptophyta; Magnoliopsida; Malpighiales; Linaceae. The record is from the annotation of a GenBank genome assembly.
CAGGUCCGUCUCCUUCCGUACUCUUCCUCUGUUCACAAUCACUGUGCGUUUGCUGCUCCUUUUUUAUACGUAUGUGAUUCACCGCCGACUGUCCUGAUCAUCCGAAUUGCGGAUCCUUUGAUUGGGGCGGCAUCAGUAGUAGAUCUAGGGUUUGUACGAGUUGGAAUUAUUUUUAGCAUUCCCUUUUCUCCCGUUCAAUUCUGAUUUCCGUUUCGCUUUUGCAGGUUUCUCGAGCUGUUUUUUUCCCCCGGUCACUGCGUCGCGGGAGUUUUUUUUUCUUCGUUGGAGUGGGCUCGAGCUAAAGGAGAUCUGGAUCAGGGGCGGGGAGAAUUCGGCGAGCGUUCUGAAGCAGCAGAACGGGGUGAAUUGGCGAAAGUAGUGAAGAGAGGCGGUUUUCAGGGGGAGGAGGAGACGGUGAAGAUGAGUGAGGGCCAGAAGUUCCAGUUGGGGACGGUGGGUGCUUUGAGCUUGUCGGUGGUCUCGUCUGUCUCCAUUGUCAUUUGCAACAAAGCGCUCAUUAGCACUCUCGGUUUCACUUUUGCCACGACAUUAACAAGCUGGCAUCUUUUGGUCACAUUUUGCUCCCUUCAUGUGGCGUUAUGGAUGAAGUUGUUUGAACACAAGCCUUUUGAUGCAAGAGCAGUCAUGGGAUUUGGCAUAUUGAAUGGGAUUUCCAUUGGACUUUUAAAUCUUAGCUUGGGUUUCAAUUCUGUUGGUUUCUACCAGAUGACAAAAUUAGCAAUCAUUCCUUGCACCGUCCUGCUGGAGACCCUGUUCUUCAGGAAGCUAUUCAGUCGAAAUAUCCAGUUUUCACUACUGAUCCUCCUUCUGGGUGUUGGAAUUGCAACUGUGACUGAUCUACAGCUCAAUAUGUUGGGCUCUGUCUUAUCACUGCUUGCAGUUCUUACUACCUGCAUUGCUCAGAUUAUGACAAAUACCAUCCAGAAGAAGUUCAAAGUUUCCUCAACCCAGCUUUUGUAUCAAUCUUGCCCCUAUCAGGCAUUAACUCUGUUCAUUGUCGGUCCAUUUCUGGAUGGGCUCCUAACCAACCAAAAUGUUUUUGCUUUCAAGUACACCCCUCAAGUCCUGUUCUUCAUCGUUCUCUCGUGCUUGAUAUCGGUCUCUGUAAAUUUCAGUACAUUUCUGGUAAUUGGAAAGACAUCUCCAGUCACCUACCAGGUCCUAGGUCACCUAAAAACGUGCCUAGUGUUAGCCUUUGGCUAUGUACUUCUUAAAGACCCAUUUAGCUGGAGGAACAUUCUAGGCAUCCUUAUUGCUGUAGUUGGGAUGGUGCUUUAUUCCUACUGUUGCACGCUGGAGACCCAGCAGAAGUCUCAAGAGCCCUCAGCCAAACAGCCCGAGGGGAAUGAAAAUGAAUCGGACCCUCUAAUAAAUGCGGAAAAUGGAAGUGGAAUGACAGCCGACGGUGUUGCCAUAAAGGCCCCCGCAUGGAAGUCGAACAAGGACCUGCAUGCAUGAAGGGCGUCGUGCCCCCUCAGGUUCUCUAGUGCAGAUAUAUUCACCCUGAAGAUAGAACCCGUAGGCUAAAACUGUUUCCAGUGAUGAAGAUGUUGCUGGGGAAGAAAGGGGUGUCUAUGUUUUGAUGAUGGCAUAGGAGCAUAGAGCAAGUUGGCUGCCCACUCUGAAGAUUGCUACUUUAUUUUUAUGUAUGGAGAGACUUUGAAGAGAGUUGGGAAGGAAAUGUGCCGUUGAUAUAGUAUUUUUUUUACUGAUUAGUUUUUUUUUUUUUUUUUUUUGGGGUAUGGAAAUAUGGAAUCAGGCAGGGGGCUUGAGAUUGGGAUCAAGAUGGCAGAAUCCGAUUGGUUAAAUCUUAUACUGCUAGUUCCUUACGGACUGGUUAAACUUCUACAAAGUAGUUCUUUCUUGAUAAAAUGGGCUAUUUCAACAAUAGCUUCUGAUGUUUGAUUCCUCCCAACUCCUGCCAAGCGCCUCGAAGACCUCUGCCUGCCUGAUGGAAC